Messenger RNA from Cottoperca gobio, 1590 nucleotides. RefSeq names its product probable enoyl-CoA hydratase. The transcript has 7 exons. NCBI's taxonomy places the organism in Eukaryota, Metazoa, Chordata, Actinopteri, Perciformes, Bovichtidae. Gene Ontology annotation, molecular function: catalytic activity. Bases 144 to 1130 code for a protein of 328 amino acids. The record is from RefSeq and is a predicted model, not a curated record.
UCCUUAUAAGAAUUGUGUUCAAGUUAGUUAGCAUACUGUGUAAAGAAAGAAAUGCUAGUUUUUAGUCAUUUUGAUAUUGACGUUCAAGCGUUUAAUUAGUUUGAGUUCAGUUAGAAGCUAGUUGUUCAUGAGUUAGUCAACAAAUGGCGCUGAAACAUUGUUGGACGCUGACGCCAAUGUUAAGGUCUACAUGUCACAGUAAUACAUUUAGACAGACGAUAACGACGAGUUUGUCGCCAAUAAAAUCCUACAGCACUGCAGCGGGAGGUGAAGACACAGGAACAGUUGCGGGACAGACCGUGGUCACAGAGCGCAGGGGGGCUGUGGUUUCCGUGGCAAUAAACCGGCCCGAGGUGCGUAAUGCGGUGAACCGGGAGACGGCGAGGCGUCUGCUUGAAGAGCUGGAGGCCUUCGACAGUGACCCAGACCUAAACGUGGCUGUGCUGCAUGGGAAAGGAGGGAAUUUCUGCGCUGGUUAUGAUCUGAAAGAGCUGGCCAAUCACAUAGACUCCCUCAAAUUGGAGCAAGAUGUCACCAAGGGUCCCGGUCCGAUGGGUCCGUCUCGUUUGGAACUGUCGAAGCCGCUGAUAGCAGCGGUCAGUGGCUUCGCUGUGGCUGGAGGGCUGGAGCUGGCUCUGCUGGCAGAUCUGAGAGUGGUGGAGGAGAGCGCCGUCAUGGGGGUGUUCUGUCGCAGGUUUGGAGUGCCCCUGAUUGAUGGAGGCACAGUGCGGCUCCCGCGUCUCAUUGGUCUGUCACGAGCUCUGGACUUGAUUCUGACUGGACGACCGAUUGGAGCACAGGAGGCUCUUGCCUACGGACUGGCCAACAGAGUCGUUCCUGAUGGCCAAGCUUUACAGGCAGCCCUGCAGUUAGCAGAGCAGAUCAGCGCCUUCCCUCAGCAGUGUCUGCGGGCCGACCGCUCCUCCGCCAUGUACAGCUGCUACGAUGCUGCAUCCUUCACACAGGCCAUGCAGUACGAGAUCAACCACGGACUUCCUGUCAUCCAAUCAGAAGCUGUCACCGGGGCAACCAGUUUCACAACUGGGGCAGGAAGAGGAGGGAACAUUCUCCUAGGAUUUAGUUUGCAGAGGCCUUGUGAAUCUCCAUGUUGCAGCUCCUCUGCUCUCUGACCACAUGUUUACCAAAUCUGGUUGAUUUUGUAUUCAGAUAAAACCAUCUUUACCAUAUUAGCUUGUGACCCAAACCUCCCGUCCUAAAUGUCUGAUAUAGUGACUUGAAGUUGUGUGAAAUACUAUAACUAAGUAAGAAUGUAUGUUUCAUUCACCCUGUUGUGUUCUUAGUUUAUUGUUUUAUUUAGGUUUUGUGUGUGUUAAAAUGACGAGCCGUACACAAACAUAGUUUUUGGAAGAAUGACUUCUAAAAUACCAGAAAGAUAAGAGAAAAUAAAGUUGGUAUAAUUUGGGAGGGAGUCGAGCUCCACAUCCAGCUCACACUGAGGCUUUAACUUCAUUUCCUUGAUGCAUCUCUGUCUUUACCAAAAGGUUUAACUCUUGCUGUCAUUUGAGUAUCGGCCUGUUCCUCUGAUUAUUUUGUUUUUGUGAACUAUAAAUAUACAUGUUGUUUAAAGAA